CGGAACUCGUUCAGUAAAUCUAUAGUAGAUCUAUCCAAAACUUGCAUUUGUAUACAUAAAAAGAAUAGACUUUUCGUGUAUUUUACUCUCUUGUUUAGCUUCAAUAUUAAUCGGAAUAACGAAGCAUUAUAGCAAAUCAAUUAAUUAUUUAGAAAUAAAAUUAUUUGUUAUAUAGUAAUAGUGAAUUGAUAUCAGUAAUUUUAAUAAGCUAUUUCAUUGAAAUUAAACACCGGAAAAGUAGUAAAGAAAUAUAAACAUUUAGUGCUGACUGGUUUUUGACAACUGUUUUUAUUGAUUAAAAAUAAAAUUUUACAAAUUUAAAAUUUCCCAUAAGUUUAUUUAUUUUUUUUUUUUGUGAACAAUUAAUAUUUCAAUGAGACGUGCAAGUUAUGGUGGAGGACAUCGCGGGGCUCCAAGAGGUGGUACCUCUAGAGGAGGAAAUUUCGGAAAUCGUGGAUCAGGUUAUGGAAAUCGUGGUGGUGGAGAAAAUGAUGGAUACAAAAGAGGUGGAUUAAUGGGAGGAAGUAGUGGUAGUGGCGGAGGUAGUAACUUUAAUAGCCUUAAAAAUAAACAACCUGGUGGAUCUUUGCGAAAACCUCGAUGGGAAAAUGAAACAUUGCAACCAUUUCAAAAAAAUUUUUACACUCCCCAUCCAUUAGUUUUAAAUCGUUCAAAAGAGGAAGUAGAAAAAUUUGUUAAAGAAAAAGAAAUAUCAUAUGUUGGAAACAAUGUACCAAAUCCGAUAAUGAAUUUUAAUGAAGUGAUUUUACCUGAUUAUGUUCUGAAUGAAGUGAAGAAACAAGGAUUUAGCUCUCCAACUCCAAUUCAAGCUGUCAGCUGGCCAAUAGCACUGAGUGGUAGAAAUAUGGUUGGAAUAGCACAAACUGGAUCUGGAAAAACUCUUGCUUAUAUACUUCCAGCUAUAUUACACAUAAAUAAUCAACCCCGAUUAUUACGAUAUGAUGGUCCAAUAGCAUUAGUGCUAGCACCUACACGUGAACUAGCUCAACAAAUACAACAAGUAGCUACUGCAUUUGGGACAUCAACUUUUGUAAGAAAUACAUGUGUGUUUGGAGGUGCUCCUAAAGGUCCUCAAGCUGAUGAUUUAGAACGUGGUGUAGAAAUAAUUAUUGCAACACCUGGAAGACUUAUUGAUUUUUUAGAGAGGAAUACUACUAAUUUAAAACGUUGCACAUACUUAGUUUUAGAUGAAGCAGAUCGAAUGUUGGACAUGGGUUUUGAACCACAAAUUCGUAAAAUCAUUGAGCAAAUUAGACCCGAUCGUCAAGUAUUAAUGUGGUCUGCCACAUGGCCACCUGAGGUAAAAAAUUUAGCUGAAGAGUUCUUAGUUGAUUAUGUCCAAGUUAACGUUGGAUCUCUUAACUUAUCAGCCAACCAUAAUAUUUCACAAGUAGUAGAUGUUUGUGAUGAUUUUGAAAAAGAACAAAAGUUAUAUGCUUUAUUAACUGAAAUAUUUUCACAACCUGAUAAUAAAACGAUCAUUUUUGUGGAAACUAAGCGUUCUGUUGAUAAUAUUGUAAAAUUGGUCAAUCGAAAUGGGUGGAGGUCUAUAGGAAUACAUGGUAAUAAAUCUCAAAAUGAACGUGACCAUACAUUGAAUCAAUUUCGUACAGGUCAUGCAAACAUUCUGGUGGCAACUGACGUGGCAGCACGCGGUUUGGAUGUGGAUGAUGUAAAGUAUGUAAUUAACUAUGAUUAUCCAAAUUCAUCAGAAGAUUAUGUUCAUCGUAUUGGAAGAACAGGGCGAUCUAGUCGCACUGGGACUGCAUUUACAUUUGUUACUCCUAAUAAUGCUCGUCAAGCUAAAGAUCUCAUAUCUGUACUUCAAGAAGCCAAACAGGUUGUCAAUCCUAAACUUUUUGAAUUAGCUGAAAUGGCUGCUGCGGGAGUAUUUGGAAAAAUGGAUCGAUCCAAUCGCAAUCGAGGUGGUUCAAACAACCGAUCUCGGGGAGCCCAUGCUAACCGUGGUAGCUAUGGUUCCCCAAAUCGUGGAGUUUAUUCUAAUAGAGGUGGUAGUGGUCGUGGUGGUUAUAGUAGUCAAAAUUCUCAUGUUAACAGUUACGUACCUAGUUCUCAAAAUACCAACCGAGGUAAUUAUGCAAGUGGUAAUCAAAGAGGUCGUAGUGGAUAUAAUGUACCAGCUAAUGUUAUGAAUAAUAUAAAUAAUAAUAAUAAUGGAACUGCACCAGUAAAUCGAGAAAGAGUUAGCAGAUGGGGUGAAAAUAAUGGCAAUCAACAAGGUGGUCAACAAGCUGUUCAACAUCAACCAACUGUAGUGUCUCAACCUCCUCUUCAAAUGCCUAAUAUUAACAAUCCACCUCCUGGUUAUCCAGGAAAUUGUGGUUUUCAAACUUCGUCAAACAAUUUUAGAGGAGGAUUUUAAUAAAUUAAUGUUUAUUAUUUUAUUUUACUAUUUUUAACCGUGUUUUAAAAUUAUAUUCCUUUUUACUUGUUUUAUAAUUAAUUUUUAUUAAUUAAAACACUUUGCUAUAGACAUAUAUACUAUGCAGAAAUAUGUAGGUAAAAAAAAAGAGCACAUUCUGUGUUAUAUUACCUUUAUAAAUAUAAAUAUAUAAAUAAUCACUAGUACUAAAAUAAAUUAGUAUUUCUUUAUGUGGUUGUAUGUAGAUAUAAUUAAAUAAAUAUUUUAAUUAAAAUAUUAA
Messenger RNA from Daktulosphaira vitifoliae (grape phylloxera), 2684 nucleotides. RefSeq lists its product as uncharacterized. The transcript has 10 exons. The coding region runs from base 374 to 2404 and encodes 676 amino acids. Gene Ontology annotation, molecular function: RNA helicase activity; ATP binding; RNA binding. Gene Ontology annotation, cellular component: ribonucleoprotein complex; cytoplasm; nucleus. Lineage: Eukaryota; Metazoa; Arthropoda; Insecta; Hemiptera; Phylloxeridae. The record is from RefSeq and is a predicted model, not a curated record.